ACGAAAGUAAGGAGACUAAAAGGAAAGAAGGACGGAGCAAGGGGGGACUGAAGGAAGCACAACAAGGCAUGCGAAAAGGGGUGGGAAGGAACGAAUGAGUAGACAUGUGCGAACAAAAAGGGGAAUGAAAGGAUAGGAAAGAGGCAGUAAGAAAAAAAGAGAGGAAAGACCCUAGAGUGAAAGAAGAAAGGGAGCGAACUAAUUCAUUUUCACGUCGUCGCUUCUGUCCCGUGCAGGCUCGCUGUGCUGCGCGAAGAUCGUCAGAAAACUCGUUCAGGCUGCCGUUAACCCUCAAACCGUCAAUACGCACGGCACAUUCUUCAACACGCUGAGCUUUAACGCCACCGGCGGCCCAUCCCGCGCCUUACAGGCAGAGCUGCCCCGAGCACACGACAGAGAAGCACCCAGCGGGGCAUCACAGGCACCGAGUGCGCUCGACAGGCACCUGAGGGGAGGUGAAAAACGCGCCUGCGGUACGUACCGGUCGAGGACCAUGGACAGCGCCGGCAACUGCUCAGAAGCGGAUCAAAGGAGCCAGCUGUGCUCGUUUUAUAAUGGCAGCAGCUUGUGUGGGAACUUCACCGACAACACAAGCUUCGCCGAGGGGAGUAGAGGGAACAACAUGGAAAUCGACGCCAAUCCGGUUAUCAUAGCGAUUGCCAUCACCGCUCUUUACUCCAUAGUGUGCGUCGUGGGGCUGGUUGGAAACGUGCUGGUCAUGUAUAUCAUUGUCAGAUACACCAAAAUGAAGACAGCCACCAACAUCUACAUCUUCAACCUUGCUCUGGCUGACGCCUUGGUGACGAGCACACUACCGUUCCAGAGUGUUAACUACCUAAUGGGGACCUGGCCUUUUGGGGACGUCUUGUGCAAGAUGGUGAUGUCCAUCGACUACUACAACAUGUUCACCUCUAUCUUCACACUCACCACCAUGAGCAUCGACCGCUACGUCGCUGUGUGCCACCCCGUCAAAGCACUGGACUUCAGGACGCCACGCAAUGCCAAGAUUGUCAAUGUCUGCAACUGGAUUCUUUCCUCUGCAAUUGGGUUGCCUGUCAUGUUCAUGGCCUCCACUACUGUCACUUUAAACACAGGCAUAGUGGACUGCAAGCUGAAUUUCCCCCACCCUGCCUGGUACUGGGACACCCUGCUCAAGAUCUGUGUGUUCAUCUUUGCCUUCAUCAUGCCCGUCCUCAUCAUCACUGUCUGCUAUGGCCUCAUGAUCCUGCGGCUAAAGAGCGUGCGAAUGCUGUCGGGCUCCCAGGAGAAAGACAGGAAUCUGCGUCGAAUCACCCGCAUGGUCCUCGUAGUGGUUGCCGUCUUCAUUGUCUGCUGGACUCCUAUCCACAUCUUUGUCAUCAUCUCAGCUCUGAUCACCAUCCCCAACUCCACUUUCCAGACUAUCACCUGGCAUUUCUGCAUCGCUCUCGGCUACACAAACAGUAGUCUGAACCCCAUCCUUUAUGGCUACCUGGAUGAGAACUUCAAGCGUUGUUUCCGUGAGUUCUGCACCCCAAGUCCUUCAGUGUUGGAGAUACAGAAUUCAUCCAGGACUGGAGCCAGUAGCCGCAAGAUCCCACAGCGUGAACACAUCAGCGCAAACACAGGAGAAAGGUCCAAUCAACAGGUCACCAGUGUCUGUAUUACUUGAAUGUUUUUAAAGGAGUAGUUAGGUAGGAGCAUUUAGUGGAAGUCUUUCACUCUGUGUUUCAAUGUUAGAGGAGAACAUCGACAGCUUUCAAAUAUCUGUACAGUUGGUGGCACAGCUGGUAAGCUUGGCUUGCAUAAUUUUUGUUGCCAGAAGCAGAGAUAAUGAAAGUCACUGUGCCCCCUCAAAAGUAUGUGCAAUCUAAACUGACAUGCAGUACUGUGCAGAAGUCUUGAGCCUGCCUUCAUUUUUUCAUAUCUUGCUUCCAGGAGCCAGACUUUCUUGACAUUUUUAUUAACAACAGUUCUCCUGUUUGUUUUUAAGGUCUUUCUUAGAUUUUCUCUGGAUAUGCUGCUUUUCAGUCCAGCUCUUAUGCCUGACAAUUUCCAAGGCGGUUUAUUUGUUAGUGUUGGUGGGGUUUUUUUUGGUAAGCUUGUUAACACUGACCUAUGAACCACUUGAGCAUUAGAAAGACACCUAACUCAAAGGACAAACUAGUGCCAUGAAUACAAGUCAUAGACAACUUUUUAAAUAGUAUAAUAAUAGCGAGUUUCAAAAGGAAGAUGACACAGUUUGAUAGUCAGAAAAUGGCUCUGGUUUUUCACCAAGAAGGUGAUUCUCAAAAUGCUAUUGCAUGUAUGGUGUGUCCUUAAAAAAAAGGAGGAAACUGGACAAAAGGAGAUGAACAACAUGUGAAAGUCAUGUUCUUCGGAAACAAAAAAAAGAAAGAAAAAGCUAGCAAAGACGUGACACAGGACCUGAGAGAUGCAUCCGCCCCUUCACUGUAGCCUCAUCAGUAAAGGUCUCUAUAGAAGGGUGGCAAUAGAGAAGGCUUUCUUAAGAGAGGGAAAGAAUCAUUUCUCACUGGCUGCAGUGUGAAAAAUCAAAGCAUAAACAUGGUGAAGGCUCUGCCAUGGUUUGAGGCUUAUUUCACCCAGUGGGGGAUUUUGUCAAACUGAUGGUUUUAUGAAUGUAGAAAAGUACUGUCAGAUUUUGUAAAACCACAAAGCAUCUAACCGGUGAUAGCUUCAUUUUCUUUUCCUAAACACACUGUUUUGCCUUAAAUACUGUGUUUCCACGUAUGUUAAACCUUUUUUCAACAAAUUUGCUUCACCCAGUUCUCUUUUCCGUAAAAAAUGAGGGGAGGCUCAAGUCUUAAUUUUGAACAGAACCAAGUUAAAAAUGUCUAUUCCUGCUUGUAGCAUUAGGCUAACUUAAGCUAAGGCUGUAGCAUCAUUUCAUACCGUGAACUAUGUCGACUGCAUAACAGGGCGAAUUUCAACAGCACAGUGUUUAGAGGAAAUGACAUUUGAAAAUACCUGGUUUCUGUUGCAGCUCCUUGUUUUAUGUCUUCCCUUCCUUUAUUCCUGUGCCUUUUGCGUUCCCCCUCUCAGUGUUUUCUGUUCAUUUUGUGAGACAUUUUGAAGAAUAUGUUCUCAUGUGGCGUUUGGUGCUUUUAAUUCCCCCCAUUGUUCUCUCACUAUCUUCAUUAACGUCUGAUUGCGUUCACCUGUUUCUUAUUAUGCUCCUCUCACUGGUGGGCUUUUAAACCCAGUCCCAGCCCAGCCCUCUAUGCUCCCACUCUGACGUGUAUAACUGCUACUAAUAUGACUACUGAAGGGUCUCGAAAUUGCAAUGGUAGGGUACACUUUCUAUCUCAGUUUAUCCUCCUAUCAGAUGGACCUAUUAGGAUCAAGUCCUUACUCAAAAAUAUGCCAUUUUCGGUUCAAAUGUAUUUGUUAUAAUUCUUAUAAUUCUUUUUUUUUGGUUCUUUAUUAAACACAUUAAUAACAACAAAGUACAAUGCACUUUUUGAAAGCAUGUACAACAUUUCCACAAAAGUAAAUUUGUCUCCAUAAUAUUUAGCGAGCUGAGCUCUGACUGCACUUCUUGCACUUCGCUGCAGUGCUUCUUGUUUACAUUUAAUUUGUGUCUAUGUCCGGACCUACCAUUAAAUGAAACAGUCAUGUUUGCUUUACAAAGAUAAAAGCAGUAUCAAACUCUCAGCAACAAAGCAAUAAUGAAUUUAUCGCCAAACCUCAAAGUUAUCCAAGAAUUUCUAGUGAACUCAUGGCCAUGGGUUCACAAAGUGUGUAAUAAGAUAAACGUCCUUUCUUUCUCUGCAGGUAUGACUAGCCUUGGAGGGGUCGUCAGUGGACUCUCGCUGUUGUGGCAGUGUUCCAAAUGACGAUCUCAACUCAGAAGUCACCCAGGUCACCACGGGGCUCUGAUUAUCCACGUACACAUAAGCCACAUUCACACAACCAUUCAGGACACGGCUAAGACACAACAGCACAGAACAUUUUAGCCAGAAUGCGUAACUGCAUCAGGCCACUACUCUGCCAGCUAGUGUACCUAACUACAUGGCUGUGCAAGCUUUUUUACACACUGGUUACAUUGAUUGGGUAGCACAUCCGGACUGUUUGUGAAGUGGAUUUGUGGCAUGUUUUUUUUUUUUACUGGAUGCACAUGUUUCAAAUGUAGCUCUGUGUGAGUCUAAGCUAAAACAAUCCCUAAAUUCAAUCUGUUAACAGCUCCACACCUGCAGGGCCAAAAAAUGAUAGACCUCAGGAUCUAUGAUUAGGAGACACAUGGGAGAAUAAGCCGUCUUUAGCCUAUCACUGUGCCAAAAGGAGAUUUGCAAAAUAUUCAACUAAGAUGCAACCAAAUUUCUCAAAGGAGGUUAACAAUGCUACAAUGCUGAAUCCCCUUCUUACAGCCCAGGUGGCCUUGAGGUAGCUGGAAACCUAAAAUGGCAGCAGGAUUUGUUUUAAUGUGGACUGCUGACAGUACAGGAGCCUUCACUGUGUUAUUUUAAAACAAAACAACCCCCCCACCACCACCACCACCACCACCACCACCACAUCUGAUUAAAAGGAAUGCACAUACCUCACAUACAAAUGUAUAUAGAAGAAUGGUCCUGUUUUUAACAUUUGCAGGGGGGACCUCCACCGUGUAGUCAUACUCAACUCAUACAAGUUAUACUCAAAGAAAACCAGUCAUUACCACAUCAGGGUGUCUGAAUUGAAGUUUCUGCACUAAGUUGAGAGGUAAAACUAUUUGUGUUACCUUAGUAUUGAAUGGACUACGCAGAUUCAAUAUGUGUGGUAAACAUAAAAAUAUACUGACAGAACUAUAAAAGCCACUUUCACAAGCCACCGAUACGUAUAUGUGUCUUGUUUUGUUCUUUCUGCUUUGUACAGAGCUGCCCCGUUCAUCAAAGUCUCGUAUUAACUAAUUCAUUAUAGUGUAAAAAAUUAAUCAGUUAAAUGUAUUUGUCAAGCUCAUAUGGCUUCACACCAGUCUGCCACUUUUUUUCCAGAUGUCUAAAAAGAACAGAUCACCGUGUUGCUGCGCGGCACAGGAUCUGCUUAUCGUUGGUUCUUUUCCUCUGUCACUGCAUGAAGACAUGAUCGUAGAGAAAAUGUCUUUCAUAGCUAAUUACAGCGCCUCACACUGCUUCUAUAUCAGAUCAGCAGCUUUUCACUUUUACACCUGAUUAGCAGAAUUUUCCGUCGAGUGAUCUACGUAGUGCCGUUCAAACUUUGGCCACUUCAAGAAGAUGAGUUGUGAGUUGCACUGCACUCAGUAACGAUUUCACCAUGAAGCACAGAUGUAGUACAGUAUUGUACUUUCUCUGCAAACUCUGACAUAUGUACGAAUGUCUAUUUGUUUACCACAGUGCAUCCUUGUGGAUGCUCUAAACCAGCAAAAAGCUUUCAUCAGCCUGUCCUGCACAACCUUCAGUGUGUGCUGUUGCAGCAAAUAGUGCAGACGUAUGCUUUUACCAGUGUAUAGUUAAGCAGCCAUUACAACAGGUAUGGGUUAAAGUGGAGUCACUUCUCUGAAAAAGUUUAGCCAAGCGGGACAGUAACACCUGUUGUAAUCACUAGAAUUGCUUGUGCCUACGUGUUGUGCCAUAUGCCAAACUUGAGCGCCUUUUUUCAUAGUAGCUCUACGCGAUAUUCAAUGUACUGGUAUUUUUUUCUAAGGAUCUGUAAAAGUAAAUGAUUGUAUUAAUCUGCCAUGUAAAAUAUUGUAAGUAUUCUGUCGCUUUUUUUAAUGAAUGUGAAAUCAUUAAAAUCAGUGUGGUCCUACACUAUAUAUGCAUAUAUAUAAAACACCCAGCACGCC
This is a messenger RNA of Haplochromis burtoni (Burton's mouthbrooder), 5782 nucleotides long. It is a transcript of the gene oprm1, whose product is annotated as opioid receptor, mu 1. NCBI's taxonomy places the organism in Eukaryota, Metazoa, Chordata, Actinopteri, Cichliformes, Cichlidae. Gene Ontology annotation, molecular function: beta-endorphin receptor activity; G-protein alpha-subunit binding; neuropeptide binding. The record is from RefSeq and is a predicted model, not a curated record. The transcript has 5 exons. Gene Ontology annotation, biological process: sensory perception of pain; G protein-coupled opioid receptor signaling pathway; neuropeptide signaling pathway. The coding region runs from base 494 to 1651 and encodes 385 amino acids. Gene Ontology annotation, cellular component: neuron projection; membrane.